UUGGCCAUCACAAGCACAAGUUGAUUGAAGGAUCUGUUUCUUCUGCUGCAGAGUAGUUGGCUCCCUCCUGCGGUCUGCUAGUGAUUCCUCGACAGGGUUGAUUCCUCUGUAGGCGAGACUUGGUUGCAGCAAGUCCCAUGGGCUUGUCCUUCUCCUUGCUCUCAUGGAACUGGGUUGGGGUCAUGAGAAGCAAAGUCUUCGGUUUGACAGAAGCAAAAGCUGCCGUAGCGAGAUCCAUUAGCUUCGGUGAAAAGGAUGCCAAUAGGCUCCUGAGAUCACUCAGUUUCAGAAGAAGCGAUUCGUCGAACAAGAUGGUGGCCGGUGCUGGGGCGGCGGCGGUGGCCCAUGACGCGGUCAUGGAGAGAUCAUUGAGCUUCAAGAACUGGGAACCUGAACCCACGAAGCUCGAUGCAACCGCCUCGGUCGGCGACCAAGCGACAGGCGAUGACGACGUCACGCUGCAACCAUCUUGUCUCAAGAUCCCGGCGAACUUCCCGGCGCCCCAUGUGAAGCUCCCGCAUCAGCUUCUCGAGUUCUCUUCGCCCAGGCCUUUGAGCGAGCUCGACGCUGCCGCGACCACGGUGCAGAAGGUCUACAAGAGCUACCGGACCAGAAGAAACCUGGCAGAUUGUGCGGUGGUGGUGGAGGAACUCUGGUGGAAAGCACUGGAUUUUGCUUCUCUCAAGCGCAGUUCGGUCUCCUUCUUCGACGUCGAGAAGCCGGAGACAGCAAUUUCCAAAUGGGCGAGGGCCAAGAAGAGAUUAGCCAGGGUUGGCAAAGGCCUCUCCAAGGAUGAAAAGGCUCAGAAGCUAGCACUGCAGCAUUGGCUGGAAGCUAUCGAUCCGCGACAUCGCUACGGGCACAAUUUGCAUUUGUACUACGAUGUCUGGUUCGGAAGUGAGAGCAGCCAGCCAUUCUUCUACUGGUUGGAUGUUGGAGACGGAAGAGAAGUGAAUCUUGAGAAGUGCCCAAGAAACAAGCUUCAAGGGCAGUGCAUCACUUAUCUUGGUCCGAAAGAGAGGGAAGCAUAUGAAGUCACGGUGGAGAACGGGAAGCUCGUGUACAGACAGAAUGCAAAGCCCGUGAACACCACCGAAGGAUCCAAGUGGAUCUUCGUUCUCAGCACAUCAAGGGCACUGUACGUCGGGCAGAAGAACAAAGGCACUUUCCAGCACUCGAGCUUUCUCGCCGGGGCAGCUACGACAGCAGCUGGAAGGAUGGUUGCCAAAGAAGGAAUUCUCAAGGCUAUAUGGCCAUACAGCGGCCAUUACCUCCCGACCGAAGACAAUUUUAGGGAGUUCAUCAGCUUCCUUAAGGACCACAAUGUCGACCUCACCGAUGUCAAGAAAUGUUCUGUGGACGACGACGAGUUCCCCGUGCUCGAUAAGGAGAGAAGUAAGCCAGCAGUUGCAGCUGAGGAGGAGAUGGUGGGUGAGAAAGCCGCGGAAGCCAAAGACGAAAGGAAGACGGUGGCGCUGGGGCUGGAGCUGGGCCGGCGCCUGUCGUGCAGAUGGACGACGGGCACGGGGGCGCGAAUCGGGUGCGUCCGCGACUACCCGGUGGAUCUCCAGUCCAUGGCGCUGGAGCAGGUCAACCUCUCGCCCAGGGUGGCUCCUUCGCCCGUCGGCGUCAAGCUCCCGAUCCCGUCGCCGCGGCCGAGCCCCAAGGUGAGGCUGUCUCCCAGGCUACAGUACAUGGGCAUUCCGACCCCCACAGUCCGUCUUACCCUUCCCAAACUCAAGAGGUGAUUGCUUGAUUGGUGGCACGCCUCGGUGCCGAAGCUAACACUAGAUCUCCACGGAAUAAGAACUCUGGGAUUGCAUGCAGGGGAAGAAACCUGCAUCCAGAAAACCUGCGAAUUCUCUUGUUAUUUUGUUGGUGAAGCUGAAGCAGUUGUUUGCUGCUCUGAUUCUUUUGCAUAGGGUGGAAUUUGUUCAUUUGAGAUGAAGCACAUGACUUCAAUAUAUCCUAAUGUAAUUUUUUGUUGGAUAAAUUAAUCGAGAGAAUUCUUUCAUUUUAGAUGAAGCUGAAGAGUCUUCUUUUUGA
Musa acuminata subsp. malaccensis (wild Malaysian banana) is the source of this 2046-nucleotide messenger RNA. RefSeq names its product IQ domain-containing protein IQM1. NCBI's taxonomy places the organism in Eukaryota, Viridiplantae, Streptophyta, Magnoliopsida, Zingiberales, Musaceae. The record is from RefSeq and is a predicted model, not a curated record.